Molecule: messenger RNA, 1851 nt
Organism: Amyelois transitella
Lineage: Eukaryota; Metazoa; Arthropoda; Insecta; Lepidoptera; Pyralidae
Product: lipase member H
Exons: 3
Coding region: 63-1157 (364 amino acids)
Molecular function (GO): lipase activity
Source: RefSeq, a predicted model, not a curated record
ACCGGCUGCACGUACGCUGCCAAAAAAAAAAAAAACAAAGUGAUUUAAAAAAAAAAGUGAAAAUGUUGUCUAUGAUUUUUUUGCUGUUCGCGCCAAUUUUGUUCAAUAGUGUGACGUCUAUGUAUAGCAGCAAAGAUAUUGAGGGAUAUCCGUCGGGAUAUUUGGCUGAAUGUCCAGGCUCAACAAAACCAGCCAUCAUCACGGACAAGUCUCUCAAAUUCCUUGCCAUCACAGUCGUUGGAGCGAAACCAAAUGUACCCCAGAAGCGGAAAUCGUACAACUACUUCCAAAUGAGAGAGAUGUCUAAAGAUCCAACUAUGGAUUGGAGCAAGAGAACCGUUAUGUAUGUUGGGGGCUUCUUGGAUAGUCCAAAUUUCAUUUUUGCCAGGACUAUUGAUGUUUAUUACCGGAGAUUGGGGUAUAACGUGUGGUUGUUGGACGUAAAUCGGUUUACGACUAUUGAGUACCCCGCGUUGGCAAGAGCCAUGAGAGCGGUUGGUAAAUAUGCCGGUGACAUGAUAGCCAACUUGACUUCACUGGACGUAGGUUUCAAUCCGAAGAACUUUGAAAUCCUGGGUUACAGUAUCGGCGGACAAACUAUGGGGCUUAUAGCAAAGAGAUACAAAGCUGUAACAGGCGUCACAAUUGAUAGACUCACUGGAUUAGAUUCCUUUGGCAUAUGUUUCCGAAGAUCUGAGCCUGAAGAUAGAUUGGACAGAGAUGAUGCUGAUUUCAUAGUUCUUGUUAAGACUAAUAUUGAUGCUUACGGUAUGGCUAUGGCCGUAGGUCAUGUCAAUUUCUAUGUAAAUGGCGGAGAAAAUCAAGCAGGUCUCGCAAGUUGGACAACGUGCGACGAAUGGUGCAGUCAUUCAAGAGCGUACAAAUUGUGGAUAGCUGCUUUAGAAAAUCCUCAUAGUUUUAUAGGUGUUAAAUGUGAUUCAAUACAACAAGCGAGAGAUAACGAGUGUUUUGAUAAUAAGCCAAAAGUAACUAAUACUAUGGGAGUGUUGACAGAUAGAUCUAAACCAGGAAUCUAUUAUUUGUCCACGACCAAUAUAUUUCCAUUCCAUUUAGGUGUGAAGGGCACGAAAAAAGGAAGAGACUCAUUCUCAAUGUUAGCUACAAAUGCGAAUGCUCCGGAUAUAACUGUAGUUUAAUUGUGAUUCUGUGAUAUUCUUUAGUUCAAUUUGUACGUAUUGUCAACGUAUUUUAGUCAGAUCAACAGUUUGUUAGUAUUGCAGGCAAUUUAAAGUUUUUACUAAAUUGAUAACAAGAUUUUCCCGAUCUUAUAAACUUGUAACCUAAAAUUUGCAACGACGAUACCAUUAUGUUAGUAUAAAAUAUAAAAAUUUAUGUAGCGCAGGCGCUAUUUGCCAAUAGAUAUGAUUUAUUUUUAUUUUAAGUGUUUGUUAAAAUAUUAUAUAUAUUAAAAUGUUGUUUUUUUGUUUGUGUUUUAACUGUUCAAAAAUAGAAUAAAGCUAAUGUUAGAGCACCAAAGCAUAACAGUUUGAAAUGCAAUCAGUAACACAAGGUGUUGAGAAACAGAAAAUGAAUGGAUUAGAUACUUUAAAUAAAUGUAUUUAAGUUUUAUUUCCGAUAAAACCAUAUGCUAUUAUAAUUUAACUUCAACAACUGAACUGACAAUGUUAAUAGAAAUAAUAUUCUCAUCUUGUCCCUGUAGCGUGACACGCGCGACGCCGUUUUUAUCGCUCGAAUAUCUACCUAUGUUCCGUUUCACGUCAUUUUAGAAAGCGAAACAGCGAUAUAUUUUCGCGCGUUAAAAACGAUAUUUCUUAUUUCCUUGUUUGGAACCGAGGACUACAUAUGACUUUGAUAUGGGGAUUAACCUGA